Drosophila sulfurigaster albostrigata is the source of this 3779-nucleotide messenger RNA. RefSeq lists its product as uncharacterized. Lineage: Eukaryota; Metazoa; Arthropoda; Insecta; Diptera; Drosophilidae. The transcript is spliced from 9 exons. Bases 279 to 2876 code for a protein of 865 amino acids. The record is from RefSeq and is a predicted model, not a curated record.
AGUUGGCCUAACCAACCAGUCGAAUAAGGGAUAUCGCUAGAAAAUUGUUAAAAUCUUAAGAAAAGCCAAAAUUUAAUAGUUACUAUUACAAUAUAUAAGUUACAGAUCUGCAUACGCAGUAAACCGAUAUGUAUUAAAAAGUUGCCACAACAAAAUGCAAAAGCCAUGCAAAAAGCCUAAAAACUUAAUUCAAUCCCAUACGCCAAGCCACCAAUAAUAUCCACAAGUGUCCAAAACUAACCACGAACCACCUUACCUAAAAUUCCUGCACCUACGAAAUGCUAGGCAGUAGGAGCCCCCCAAAGUACAAGCAGCUCGCAACGGGAACGGGGGGCUCCGCCAGCUCCGGCUCGAAUCUCAGUUCCAGUUCCAAAUCGUGCAGUGGCCAUCACUAUCAGCAGGCCUAUCUGGGUCACUCCCACGCCUGCUACCAUCAUCAGCAUCAGGAACACCAGCAGCAGCAGCAGCAGCAUCAUCAUCAGCAUCAAAGUCAUUCACACGGCACUCGCACUUCGUUGACGCCCACCAUGAAGAGGGGAAAGAAGAACUGGGGGAGUCGGGAGAGAUCCAGCAUGAGUUUCUUGAUCGUAAUUCUCUUCUUUGCUGUUUUCGGCCUUAUCAUAUUGACUGAGGUUUUCAUGAUCGACGAACGGUCUCACAGCGGCUUGAUGGCCAUGAGAGCGGGCGGCGGGGGUGGCGCCAGUCUGGGCGGUCGCUUGGGCGACUCGAUGCCGGAUUAUGAUAAUGUUAAGGAUGACUACGAUCUGGACGACAGCAUUCUGAGUGAUAAUAAAUUAGGUUUUAUACAGUUUCGUGACAAUAAACUUAAAAUUCAAGAAGCCGCAGGCGCUGACGGUCAACACUCACGUUAUGCGGGUACGAUACUCAAUGGUGCAGCUGGAGGAGGCGGAACUGGGGGCGGUGCAUUCGGUGUGGGCGUCAGUGGAGCUGGCAAUGGCCUGAACAUGCCAUUGAUACCUUGGGGCCAGCUGCUGCCCGACAAGGUGGAGGAGACGUUGCCGCACUUCCCAUUUGGCACGGCGCCAAGCGACGGUGCUUGGCAGGUUGUCAAUGGAACCCGCUUCAAAUUCUUUGUCUACUCCGCCUAUUUCGAUCGGCGCGAUGGAGCACGCUUAGUACGCGUCAUUGGCGCAACCAAAACACGUGGACCAGAGCGCGUCUGGUGCCGAUUCUGGUACGGUCCCACGCCCCACAAUAACAGUGAGGCAUCUGCGUCGGCAGCACGUGCCAAGUACACAUCGGCCACGGUUAUGGCGCGAGUCAAGAUAAUACGCGAGAACUGGAAUCUCAAGUACAGCGCCUGCUUUGUUCUGUGUCCCGUACGUGCGCCUCCUUUGGAAGUGCCGCAAUAUGUGAGCGUUGUCUCGAGGUUGCGCGCACCGCCCGGAAACUUGCUUACAUUGCGUAAUACAGAUCAGGAUGCGGACUUCGCUCAGCCUAUGGUUAACACCAGCGGCAGUGGCAAUGCCCGUCGACCCUUGCCGCAUGCCCCGCCGAGUGGGGAUCAGAUAUCUGAUCGGAUCGCGGUCUGCGUGAAGCCGUUCCACUUUAGCUACGAUCAGGCGCUGUAUCUGAUGGAGUAUCUGGAGUUCUACGCGUUGUUGGGCGUCUCGCACUUCACCUUCUACAAUCAUACGCUGGGACCGCGCGCCUCUUGUGUGCUGCAGAGCUAUCAACGUGGACUCGUACCUGGCAACCUGACGGCCUAUGAUCUAGAGCCACUGCAGCCUGCAGAUGUGGCCAAUAAUGCAACGCCGCGUGUGCUCAAGUCCUUGCACUAUCAGCGACCAACUGUCAGUAUCUUGCCCUGGAAUCUUCGCAUGCGUUCACAGAAGGAGAUUCGCACCGAAGGACUUUUUGCGGCACUCAAUGAUUGCCUCUAUCGCACAAUGUAUCGCUACAAGUAUCUGGCGCUUGUCGAUCUGGAUGAGUUCAUUGUGCCCCGCUACACAGACACUCUCAAUGAGCUCUUGAGCUCACUCAAUCAGCGAUUUCGCAAUCGCAAUACUGGAGCCUAUUCUUUUCAGAACGCGUUUUAUUAUCUGCAGUUUGCAGACGAUCCUCUCGCCAGCUCUGGCAUACCAGGAGGCAACGAUCAAUUGGGCAGCGUGCGCGCCUCGUUGGUGACUCAGCGCAAGACAAGAAGGCGCUACAAACUGCAUCCUCAAAAGCAGCGCUCGAAAUACAUUUGCAAACCAGAAGCAGUUGUUGAGGCGGGCAAUCAUUUUGUGUGGGAGUUCUCACCCGGAAUGGGAUCAUUGAAUGUGCCACCAAAGGAGGCAAUUUUACAGCAUUAUCGCGUUUGCGAAUUUGGAGGCAACGAUUGUAUAAAGGCGCCUUCCAUAAUGGACCGGACGACUACGAAGUAUGUAAACCGUUUGGUGCAACGUGUGGAUGCCGUUUAUCGGCAUUUGCGACAACGUUGCGACCUGCCUGCUUUGCCACCGCUGCCGAAGCGUCCAAGCGCACAGGCAGAGAUGCAGCACAACGAGAAACCAAAGUUACUACAGAAAAUGCGUGAAUUGAAUGCACAGCAGGAAGGAAAGGAGCAGGUGAAGGCACAAGUCAGUGCGACAACGAAGCAACAGGUGGAAAAGGCAACGAUCCGAAGGGCGGCAGCAACCACUACAACCACAACAACAACUACAACAACCACAACCACUACAACGACAACGACGGCAAGGCCGCAGAAUCCAUUUAAGGAUGCAACCACAAAAAGGACAACGAUAAGCAGCACAGCGUCAGGAAAUGCAAAGCAGAUAGCACCCCCGGCCAAUGUGCGAAGGAAACGCAAAAUGAUCGUCUUUGAGUUAGAUGAUAUGGGUGUUCCGAUAGCCCGCGUUGAAUACCACUGAGAACUGGAGUUAAUUGGCGACAUAAGCUGGGAGGCGGGCCCUGGCUAGUUUUUAUAUCUUCGGUUUUUCGUUUUUCAUUUGUGUUUGUGCCAAUUAGUUGAGUAUUAGCAGCGAAAAGAGCAAGCAGAGCUUCGCAUUUUGAAUAGUGUUUAGAAUUUGGUUGUAUUUCAGAGCGGUUGUUGUCCCCCUCACAUUAAGCUCAAUAUCAUAUCAACGAGAACAGACGAGUCAAGAGUCCAUCGCAGGACUAUUAAUAGUUCUAAGAGUUCUCGUAGAUAUUUGCAUUAACUUAAACUCAAAAGGCAUUUAAAUUGGUCCAUUUCUUUUGGUAAUCCUAACGAUAUCUUGAUACUAUAUAUUUGCAAAAUUAUUCCUAUGCAAAAUUGAAUGAAAAUUCCUAAUAAUAAAGUCAAACUGUUAGCCUAAGUUUAGUAUAUGGUAAGUGUAAGUCCCGCAUAUUUAACAACUCCCAUUCCCGAUGUACUGUUUAAUAUAUGCGAUUACAAUAAUACGAUAACAAUUGCAAACUGUUUGACAUUCAUAAUCCACAACUCCUCUGAGCUAAGCACCAAAAAAUAAAAACUGAUACUAACUAUACUUAGCCACUUAGCUAGUCCCUUUAUCUAAUCGCUGUCAAUUGCGGUUAAAUGACAAAACGAGUACUAAGUCAUUUAACAAUAAGCAAAAACGAAUUUUAAAUGCUUCAAAGUAUAUAUCGCACAUAUUUGUAUAUUUUUAUUUGCUUAAACAGCAAUCAGCAACCUUCAGAAGCAGCAACUCAACAAUUUAAAUGACAAAAUAUAAAAUAUGUAUACAAUAAAGAUAUCUAGGAAUAGUGCUCAGUAGAUGAUAAGUGAUUAAAUAAAACCAAAUAUACCAGAUAUGGAAAAUUGUUUUUCAAAA